AUGGACUUCUUGCAGCGACCUGAGGUAAGUACUAAAUCUCACUGGCUUCAACACAAGAAAUUUCACCCAACACGUGUGUAGCGACAAUACUGUCGAAGUUUGUAUGUGUAUUUGUUUUAAUACGCCUCUUAACACUCAUGUCAAAAGUAUGAAUGGAUGAAUUUUCUUUAACUCCUUUUCGCCCGGCCCCGUGAAAACUAUCCCAGAACUGCAAUAGUAUUUUUGAGGUUCAUAUUAUCUUCAGUGCAGUACAUGUUAUGUAGAUGAAAACUGGUAGAAAACUCAGCGAUGCGGGAUCAGAAAGGCAGCAACAACAUUUUGAGGCAAUGAAUGAUUACUUUAGGUAAUUAUGUUGUUGAGAUGGGUCCAAUAGUCACAACAUAAAGUCAUGCAGGAAAAUAUAAACAAAUUAAAGGGAGUAUGGCAAAGUGUAUUACAUCUUCAAGAAUUUUUUGGGUAAUGACUAAACAUCUAAACACCAUUCAAAUAUAUAUUAAUGGUACAGGCUAUAUUUUGGGGAAUCCCAGGAAGGAAGUGCUCAAUCUGUUUGGAUGCUUGGAAAAUAUCAGCAACACUAACGAGGAAAUAAUAAAACAGGAUGUUGUUUAGAAAGUCAUUGGUGAUGACUUUGGCAUAAUAUGUGAGUAUCUGGACAACAAACGUGACAGAGAUACUUUAAAGGCUAUCUUAACAAAAUUAACCAGUUCAACGUUUAUGGUGAAGUUGGCAAAUGUUCAAGAUAAACAUACUUUUCAGUGUGGAAAAGAUCAAGUUGAUAUGAACAUCCAGGUUUUUAAAGAAAGUGUGGAAUGGAAGGGUGAAAGCUGGAAGAAAGAAAUACAGACUUCUUCAGAAGACGAAACUCGAAAAGCUUCAUCAUGUAUUUGA
Messenger RNA from Paramuricea clavata, 888 nucleotides. Lineage: Eukaryota; Metazoa; Cnidaria; Anthozoa; Malacalcyonacea; Plexauridae. The record is from the annotation of a GenBank genome assembly.